UGGGCAAGCACAAAGCAGGCAAGCACAAAGCAGACAAGCACAAAAUGGGCAAGCACAAAGCGGGCAAACACAAAGUAGGCAAGCACAAGAUUGGCAAGCACAAGGUGGGCAAGCGCAUAGUGGGCAAGCACAAAGUGGGCAAGCACAAGGUGGACAAGCACAAAGCUGGCAAGCACAAGGUGGGCAAGUGAAUGGCAGGCAAGAACAAGGUGGGCAAGCGAAUGGCAGGCAAGUGAAUGGCGGGCAAGCACAAG
Molecule: messenger RNA, 254 nt
Organism: Cetraspora pellucida
Lineage: Eukaryota; Fungi; Glomeromycota; Glomeromycetes; Diversisporales; Gigasporaceae
Source: the annotation of a GenBank genome assembly